AUGCCCGCCAUCUUUCUGCUCUCCACCCAAGUGCUGGUCCUGGAACCACUUAAUUUCGUGUACCACUGUGUGUCGACGACCACCGUCUUGAACGAAUCGGUGACCGACCAAUUCAUUCGAUACGCCAAGAAGAUCUUUCUCGCGGCGUCCGAACAGUACACGACAGCCUACGUGUUCAAGUGCAAUCUCAUGGUGUGGGGUCUGUCUGCCAUCCUGUCGUUUGCGUCGCCGACGAACCACACGGCCACGUUUGAUCGCAAGUGCGAAUUCUCGCACGUGGACUUUCAACUCGUGUUCUCCAACGGUACAUCCUACAGUGGGCAUUUCCAUUGGGUCGCCUCUUGCCUGCUACCUCUACGAGCGCCUUUGCCAUCCGACGCUCCCUCGCCACACCAGAACUCUCUGUUCCUUGCCGGCUCGGCCACGCAUGUGUGUUAUGUGGACCAAGCGUCGGCCGCCAUCAACGGCAUCCUGUCGUUACGAAUCAAGAACACGUUUUACAUUUCCGACUUGAAGAUUUGCAUGUUUGUGAUCGAAGAGCCGGCCAACAGACGAGACCGCCUCGUGCGCGACAGCGAAUAUCAUUUGUUGAAGGCAAUUCCUUUGGGUGAUUGA
Aphanomyces astaci is the source of this 615-nucleotide messenger RNA. RefSeq lists its product as hypothetical. NCBI's taxonomy places the organism in Eukaryota, Oomycota, Saprolegniomycetes, Saprolegniales, Verrucalvaceae. Bases 1 to 615 code for a protein of 204 amino acids. The transcript has 3 exons. The record is from RefSeq and is a predicted model, not a curated record.